Zingiber officinale is the source of this 915-nucleotide messenger RNA. RefSeq lists its product as uncharacterized. The record is from RefSeq and is a predicted model, not a curated record. The transcript has a single exon. Bases 1 to 915 code for a protein of 304 amino acids. Lineage: Eukaryota; Viridiplantae; Streptophyta; Magnoliopsida; Zingiberales; Zingiberaceae.
AUGCUUGAGGAAACUCUCUCAGAGCAAAAUGAGAUGAGAAAUGAGAUCAAACAAUUGACUCAGAGGCUGGAAAACUCUGAAAAACACCAGAAAAUGCAAGACAACCAGAUAGCUCAGUCCGUCUCGAGAGCACAGGGCACAUUCCCAGGGAAACCAUAUUUAAAUCCAGUGGAACAUUGCAACCGCAUUGAACUGAGGAGCAGACGUACUAUGGGAGAUCCCCAAAUCACCACUCAGAAGGAGCUUGACUUAGAGAAAGAGCACUCUCUCCUGCCGUUUAAUCAGACUCAAAACAGGGAUGGAGAAGAGGCUACUGAGAAGGUUGAAGAAACUCUUCAAGCUGCCCCACAAAAUCAAACGAUCCCUUUUCCUCAGAAGCUUAUAGCAUCCCACAAAGACGAAGAGUUUAGCCAAUUCCUAAAGAAGAUCAAAGAAAUCUGUAUAGAAGUACCAUUGAUAGAUGCGCUGCGCCAAACGCCGAAGUUCGCAAAGUUUCUAAAGGGAAUAUUAUCUAAUAGAAGGCAGAAGGGCGACUUCGAGACUGUAGCAUUAAUAGAAAAUUACAGCGCCCUCCUUAUGGUGAAUCCCCCACAGAAGCUUCAGGAUCCAGUAAGUUUCUCUAUACUGUGCAGAAUUGGUCUUGAACUCAUACCAAGAGCUUUCUGCGACUUAGGGGCUAGCGUCAGCCUACUUCCGUACUCCUUAUGCAAGAAGCUGAGCCUCCGGAACAUAAAAUUAACCACCAUGGCACUGCAAUUAGCGGACCACUCAUGCAGAUACCCGAUGGGAAUAGUGGAAGAUGUGCUAGUUGAAGUGGGUGGGUGUAUAGUUCCCACAGAUUUUAUUAUUUUGGAUAUGGAGGAAGAUCCUAAGAUACCGAUUAUCCUUGGAAGACCAUUCCUUGCCACAGUUUGA